Molecule: messenger RNA, 2794 nt
Organism: Cucumis melo (muskmelon)
Lineage: Eukaryota; Viridiplantae; Streptophyta; Magnoliopsida; Cucurbitales; Cucurbitaceae
Product: G-type lectin S-receptor-like serine/threonine-protein kinase At4g27290
Exons: 7
Coding region: 181-2613 (810 amino acids)
Biological process (GO): recognition of pollen; protein phosphorylation
Molecular function (GO): ATP binding; protein serine/threonine kinase activity
Source: RefSeq, a predicted model, not a curated record
GGGCAAGAGGAGGAAAACUUGACAUAGAGUAGAGCAGAGUACGACAAGUCAAUGGCCGCCCCUUCAUUUCUUCUUCUUCAAUCUUCAUUGCCUUUAUUUUAACAGAAAAUUCAAUGCUCUCUUCUCCCUACUUUUUAAACACAUACUCUCUUCCUAAACAAAAAACCCCAAUGCUAAAACAUGGCAAAUGCUUCUCUAACUCUGUUUCUGUUUCUGUCUCUGUUUCUCUUCUCUUCACCGUCUACGGCUGUUGAUUUCAUAACUUCCUCACAGAACCUUACCCAUGGCGAUACUCUCGUCUCAGCAAAAGGGUUUUUCGAAUUGGGUUUCUUUACCCCAGGGAAUUCCACCAACCGCUACUUGGGAAUUUGGUACAAAAUCAUCCCAGUUCGUACAAUUGUUUGGGUCGCCAACAGAGAAAACCCCAUCAGAAAUUCUUCUGCCGUUGCUGUUCUCAAAAUCAACUCUACCUCCAGCGAUCUCUUCCUUUUCGAGAAUGAUGUUGUUGUUUGGUCUGGAAAAUCGUUGAAACCAGCCAAAAGUCCCAAGCUACAGCUCUUAGACGAUGGAAAUCUGGUGUUGAAAGACGCUGAAUCGGAGGAAACUUCAUGGCAAAGCUUUGAUUACCCAACCGAUACAUUACUCCCCGGAAUGAAACUUGGAUGGGACUUCAAAAACGGAAUCCAACGGCGAUUAUCCGCUUGGAAAACCUCCGAUGACCCAUCUCCAGGGAGUUUAACGAUGGAAAUGAUGAACACCAGCUACCCAGAACCAGCAAUGUGGAAUGGGUCGAACGAGUACAUGAGAAGCGGACCAUGGAACGGUCUUCAAUUCAGCGCAAAACCCACAUCGGCGUUACCGAUUUUAGUUUACAGCUAUGUAAACAACAAAUUCGAGCUGAGUUACAGCUACGAGCUCAUAAACUCUUCGUUAAUCGGAAGAAUGGUGUUGAAUCAAACGAAAUUCAGAAGAGAAGCUUUGUUAUGGUCUGAAUCUGAGAAGAAUUGGAAGUUGUAUGCGACUAUGCCGAGGGAUUACUGCGAUACAUAUGGUCUUUGUGGUGCGUUUGGGAGCUGUGACAUUGAGCAAGUUCCUGCUUGUCAAUGUCUAUUCGGGUUUCAUCCUAAAGUACAAGAGAAAUGGAAUUUGAUGGAUUAUAAUGAAGGGUGUGUGAGGAAUAAGCCUUUGAAUUGUUCUGAUAAAACUGGGUUUGCAAAGUUGCCAGGGUUGAAAUUGCCUGAUACAAAACAAUCUUGGGUUAAUGAAAGUAUGAGUUUGAAUGAAUGUAAAGAAAAGUGUUUGAGGGAUUGUUCUUGUGUGGCUUUUGCUAAUACCGAUAUUAGAGGAUCUGGGAAUGGUUGUGCUAUUUGGUUUGGGGAACUUGUUGAUAUCAAAGUUGUUCGAAAAGGAGGCCAAGAUUUGUAUGUUAGAAUGUUGGCUUCUGAAUUGGAGACAAAGAAGACGAGUUCAGCUGUCGUGGGUAUUAUCGUCGGAGCAGCCGCUCUAGUGAUUCUGGGUUUAGUUUUGAUUGGGUUUUACGUGAUCAGAAGCAAAAGAAGAAACCUCGAAGUUGCAGGAAAGGAUCUUGAAGGGCAAGAAGACGAUUUGGAGCUUCCAUUAUUCGACUUAGCUACAAUAUCUAAUGCCACUGACAAUUUUUCAAACUCCAACAAGCUUGGAGAAGGUGGCUUUGGUGCAGUCUUUAGGGGUAGACUUAAAGAUGGACAAGAAAUUGCAGUUAAGAGGCUUUCAAGCUAUUCAAGACAAGGGACAGAUGAAUUCAAGAAUGAAGUGAUACUCAUUGCCAAACUUCAACAUAGAAAUCUUGUAAAACUUUUGGGUUGUUGCAUACAAGGAGACGAAAAGAUGUUGAUUUAUGAGUACAUGCCUAAUAAGAGUUUGGACUCCUUCAUUUUUGACUCUGCUAGAAAGAAGCUUUUAGAUUGGUCGAAACGAUUCAAUAUCAUAUGCGGAGUAGCUCGAGGUAUUCUUUACCUUCAUCAAGAUUCAAGAUUGAGGAUUAUACAUCGGGAUUUAAAAGCAAGCAAUGUCUUGCUUGAUAUUGACCUAAAUCCAAAAAUCUCGGAUUUUGGAAUGGCUAGAACGUUUGGAGGGGAUCAAACCGAAGGAAAUACUCAGAGAGUGGUUGGAACAUAUGGGUAUAUGGCACCAGAAUACGCUAUAGAUGGACAAUUUUCCAUUAAGUCGGACGUCUUUAGUUUUGGAAUUCUAAUGUUGGAAAUCAUAAGUGGAGAGAAGAAUAGAGGUUUUUUCCGUCCUAACCACGCUCUCAACCUGAUUGGACAUGCAUGGAAAUUAUGGAAUGAAGGAAAACCAUUAGAGUUGAUUGAUGCAAGCAUUGGAGAAUCAUAUGCUUUAUCAGAAGUGCUGAGAUGCAUACAUGUUAGUCUUUUGUGCUUGCAGCAACUACCUGAGGAUCGGCCAACCAUGUCAAAUGUAGUUUUAAUGCUAAGUAGUGAGAGCUCAUUGGCACAGCCAAAACAACCAGGUUUCUACAUGGAAAGAGAUUCUCUUGAAGUAUUUUCUGUUUCUGGCAAGAAUGAAUCUUCUACUACAAAUGAAUUAACUAUUACGCUCUUGGAGGCUAGAUAAUAAAGACUCGAUCUACCCUUUUUCUCCAACUUCUACCUAACUUUUUCAGUGCUUUAUAUAUUGUUCUUCCUUUGCAUUUUCAUGUAAAGUGAGUUUUCAGUUUUUACUUUGAUAUAAUUGUAAGAUCAAAAGAUCAAAGUUAAGUAGAUAUAUAUAAAUAUAUAUAGCCUUUUUACUCGAA